Molecule: messenger RNA, 2157 nt
Organism: Trichophyton benhamiae CBS 112371
Lineage: Eukaryota; Fungi; Ascomycota; Eurotiomycetes; Onygenales; Arthrodermataceae
Product: cytochrome P450 oxidoreductase, putative
Exons: 6
Coding region: 1-2157 (718 amino acids)
Biological process (GO): sterol metabolic process
Molecular function (GO): oxidoreductase activity, acting on paired donors, with incorporation or reduction of molecular oxygen; iron ion binding; heme binding
Source: RefSeq, a predicted model, not a curated record
AUGGGGCGACGGGCUGCAGUAAGAAGCGCCAUCGGACCCAACGCCUUUUUCUUCUUUCUUACCUUUCUCUUCUUCUUCUUCUUCUUCUCUCUCUCUCUCACUACUCAACUUACUCCUCCUCCUCUCUUCUUCUCUUCUCGUCUUCUCUUCUCGUCUUCUUCUUGUUUACUUCCUUCAAGCCACUUUUCAGAAACCCAGCAUAAACCCAGCCUUGGCAUGCGUUUUUCUUUUUUCUUGCUCCUUUUUUUUUUUUUUUUUUCGACUUUCCCGACUUUCUUCGUUCUUCUUCCUGCAGAGCAAACAACAUAUAUCACAAAAGAAGGGACAAGCAAGCAGGAGAGAAAAGGGCCAAAAAAGAAUAAUAAGAAGAGAGACAGGAAGGGAGUCCGCAAUAUCUCCCUCUAUCUUGCAGCAGCCAGGUCUCUGCUGUUCUUUAAGUUGGCAGCUUGUCUUGGACAGAGAGAGAGAGAGAGAGUCGAGAGAGAGAGCUCUCUUCUCGCCCGCUAUAUCUCGGUAUCAGACGACAACGACAGCAACGACAACAACAACGACAAACAGCCAUCAACCAGCGAAAGCAUGGCCAGCGUCAACGGGAGCUUUGCCUCGCCGGCAGCAGAUGCGUCUCUUCAUGCCGCCGUCGCCUCGCCGUCCGGCCUCUUCAUGGCCCUCGUCAACAACAUGUCUGGCUGGGGCGCCGUGCUUGCGCUCUUCCUCUUCGCGGUCGCCUACGAUCAAUUUAAAUACAUAUGGCUCAAGGGGUCAAUUGUUGGCCCCCGGUUCAAGAUCCCCUUCAUGGGGCCUUUCCUCGAGUCCGUCAACCCCAAGUUUUCUGAAUACAAGGCAAAAUGGGCCAGUGGAGACCUCAGCUGCGUCUCCGUCUUCCACAAGUUCGUCGUGAUCGCAUCUACCCGUGACAUGGCCCGCAAAGUGUUCAACUCGCCCAUGUACGUCAAGCCCUGCGUCGUCGACUCGGCUCACAAGCUGCUCGGCAAGACCAACUGGGUCUUCCUCGAUGGCAAGGACCAUGUCGAGUACCGCAAGGGCCUCAACGGCCUCUUCACCAGACAGGCAUUGAGCGUCUACAUGCCCCUGCUCGACAGCGUCUACGACAGGUACUUUAGCAUGUUCAUCAAGGAGUCCGCCGACAACAACCACAAGCCAAUCCCCUGGAUGCCGCAGUUCAGAGAGCUCAUGUGUGCUCUCUCCUGCCAGACCUUCGUGGGCGACUACAUGACCAACGAGGCCGUGGUCAAGAUUGCCAACGACUACUACCUCAUCACGGCCGCUCUCGAGCUCGUCAAUUUCCCCAUCAUCCUUCCCUUCACCAAGACCUGGUACGGAAAGAAGGCAGCUGACAUGGUCCUGGCUGAGUUCAGCAAGUGUGCGGCAAAGAGCAAGGUCCGCAUGGCUGCUGGCCACGAGAUCUCCUGCAUCAUGGACGGCUGGGUCAAGGCCAUGCUCGACUCCGCCGCCUACCGUGAAAAGAUCGCCAAGGGUAUCUCUGUGCCUGACGCCGAGAAGCCAAAGCACAUCCUCCGUGAUUUUUCGGAUUAUGAGAUUGCACAGACCAUUUUCACCUUCCUCUUUGCCUCUCAGGACGCAACCAGCAGCGCCUGUACCUGGCUCUUCCAGAUCAUGGCCGAUCGCCCCGACAUCCUCGACAAGGUCCGCGAUGAGAACCUCAAGGUCCGGAACGGUGAUCGCAACGCACCCACCUCCAUGGAACUGCUCGACCAGCUCACCUAUACCCGUGCUGUCGUAAAAGAGACCCUCCGAUACCGCCCUCCAGUCAUCAUGGUUCCCUAUGAAGUCAAGAAGGACUUCCCAGUCACCCCUACGUACACUCUUCCCAAGGGCUCCAUGAUUGUCCCAUCCGUCUGGCCGGCUACCCAUGACCCCGAGGCCUACGAAGACCCGGAAUCCUUCAUUCCAGAGCGAUGGAUCACCGGGACGGCCGAGCAGAAUGCAAAGAACUUCCUCGUUUUCGGAACUGGUCCUCACUACUGCCUAGGACAGACCUAUGCACAGCUCAACUUGAUGGCCCUGAUUGGAAAGGCCAGUAUGGCCCUUGACUGGGAGCACCACACUACCCCCCAGUCCGAAGAUAUCAAAGUCUUCGCUACCAUCUUCCCACAGGUAUGGUGCCGCCUCAGCUGA